This is a messenger RNA of Fulvia fulva, 504 nucleotides long. RefSeq names its product Dioxygenase lolE1. The transcript has 3 exons. NCBI's taxonomy places the organism in Eukaryota, Fungi, Ascomycota, Dothideomycetes, Mycosphaerellales, Mycosphaerellaceae. The coding region runs from base 1 to 504 and encodes 167 amino acids. The record is from RefSeq and is a predicted model, not a curated record.
AUGCAAUGGGCUUCUCCACAGCUCAGCGAGAACCGCCCAACCGACCGCCAAGAGCCCUGCCCCAUCACCACCACUACCACCGCCAUGACCAACCUCAUUCUGACCGACGAGCAGAUAGCUCACUUCGACACCCAAGGCUACCUGAUCCUACCUUGCCAGUCACACAACCUCGUAUCCCCACCCCUCCUCCAGAAAUGGACAAACGAAGUCCGCAAUCUUCCUCGCGAGCACGGGAAAUGGAUGCCAUAUGACGAACUCACCGCCUCGGGAGAACGCCAACUAAUGCGCACCGACAACUUCGUCGACUACCACCCCUCUUUCUCCUCCCUCCUGCACGGCCCCGCCCUCGCCUCCAUCCUCAAACAACUCACACGCUCCGACAUGCUCCUCUUCAAAGACAUAAUCAACUGCAACCGAUACACUGCUACCUCUUUCAUCUCGGACAAACUCCCCAACGGCAACGAUUUCACCCCCACCUCAACGCCCCAGCCUACAACCACAUAA